Aspergillus wentii DTO 134E9 is the source of this 2010-nucleotide messenger RNA. RefSeq lists its product as uncharacterized. The transcript is spliced from 3 exons. Bases 126 to 1685 code for a protein of 519 amino acids. The record is from RefSeq and is a predicted model, not a curated record. Lineage: Eukaryota; Fungi; Ascomycota; Eurotiomycetes; Eurotiales; Aspergillaceae.
CUCAGGUACGUUGCUCAUCCCCAUCGACUGCAUUCAUAGGGCUCUAUAUAUCGUCCAACUCCCCCAAAUCCUCAUUAUUCCCUUUCUCAUACUUCCCUCUCUACAUACAUCGCAACCCCCGCAUCAUGCCUCCACUACCUGGUGAAGAGCGUUUGCUGACAGUCUUCGCCGAUAUCCAUUAUUAUUUCACAGAACCGACUCCAAGACCACUCCGUCAUCGGUUUGAUAAAGGCUCCUAUCUCUAUGUCUACCACAACGCCGCCCAACAUAAAACAAGAAUUGAAAUCGCAAAUAAUCCCGGGACCCCUGACCAGGAUGCAUUCAAUGGAGCGCUGGACCAGGUCCAUCUGCGGCAUUCAAGUGGAUUUCCGACCCUGUGUACGUUGACAGUCGACGGACAGAAUGCCACACCGCAGAGCUUUCCCCCGCCGCCAAGCGCCGAUAUCUAUGAAUGGCGGUUGCCUAGCCAUGAUCCCCGUGACGAUAGUGGUGAUCUUCUACGUCUACAUACAUUGGACAUCUACUUCUGGACUCUGGAUGAUGCCAAUCAAUAUAUGGACUUGAUGGAAAGUUUUUUGCCCGGCACACAGGUUGAGACGGACCGGCAUCCUUUCCCAUCCCAAUCGGACCAUCGCAUGAGUACUGUCGUCCAGCAACUCGAGAACGUAGCUGUCACAGACCCUGCGUACCAGAAUGGACAGACUCGCAACUCGCGAUCCGAAACCGUCUCCAAUCCAGCAAGCAAUCCUCAGGGUGUUACAGGGACAAGCUCAUUCCUCCCUCCCCCUCCAAUGGGGGUUCUUCCCACAAAUGCCCAGGAGACGCCAGCUGCAAGCCAACCACCUGCUGAGGAGCAGAAAGAACCUGCGCAGUUUGCACCGCUCCCGUACAACCCUGCAGCACCUGCAGCCCCCGAACCGAUUCAGCAUCGCGAGAAGACCCCGCCUCCCGUAGACGGUGCGGACGGAACAGGUCUUGCAGCGGCAGUAGCAGCAGACCAUGGGGUUCCAUAUACUCCCCCUUCACAGAUGACAGGAGCACCAAGCUUCGCACCUCCUCCAAGCCAGGCAUACUCUGUCCCAGGAAGCUAUGCAUCGCCACCACCUAGUGCCGGGUUGACACACUCGGGAUCGUUUUCAUCCCGCUCUUCCGUCCAGAGCCCGCCUAGUGUCACACCCUACUCGCCGACAUUCCUUCCCGGUGGCGGGCAACAAUUCCAACAACCGGGGGCCAUGUCCUUCGCACCACCUCCUCAGGACCCCAACGCCCAUCUCUAUGGAUCGUCUUUGUAUGGUACGCCGCCGCAGGUCCAGCAAGUCCAGCAAAUCCCACAGAUUCAGCAAAUCCCGCAGGUCCAGCAAGUGCCACAGGUUCAGCAAGUGCCACAGGUUCAGCAAGUUCCGCAGGUCCAGCAGAUCCAGCAGACUGCCCCCCAAAUCCCAAUCGGUGGCUAUUCAAACUACUCCUACGACCAGGCCCCAAAGCGCCACCCAUCCGUUAACGAAUAUGACAUCCAUUCCCAAUUAUACCGACCCACCGAGGCAGAGGCCAACUCGCACUCCCAGAAGUACUCGCAACAAGCGAUGAAGAACCCCGGGCAGCGCCCACGGAAACUUGAAGACGGUGCUCAUCGAAUGGAAAGCAGCGUCAACAGGUUCCUGAAGAAGCUUGAAAAGAAGCUGUAAUUCAAACUGCUUGGGAGUGUGUGCAGUUGCUAUAUUUUUUGUUCCAAUCGGUAUUCGGUUCCCGGAUUUAAUGUUUAUAUAGAACCGAUGAAUUCCGUUUAGUUAAGAAUGAUCAAUGAGGAUACCCAAUCAAGAUUACAGUUUUCUGGUUGAUAUAAAUGAUAUGCAUCUGCUCGUUGAUUCCUAAACGGGGGUUUUCGCUUUGCAAAACCUCAUAGAAUGCCUAAACUAGAGUACCAAGUAGAACAGCCCCAUUCCAGUACAUGAAAGACAAAUCCGAAAUAACUUGCAACAAACCUUGACAGCUUCAUGAAUAGACCGUUCA